AUGGUGACAUGCCCCUCCUCCUGUAUUAGAGGCUGGGGGCCCCCUGAGGACCCCCUUAUGCCCCUGCUGACCGGGAUGGAGUGCCAUCUGUACGAGCUGGACCCCCUGGAGGUGCCCCCGCUCACCCCCACCAGUAAAGAGGUCCUGAGCCAGGCGGUGCGAGCCAGUUUUGCCGGCUUCACCCAGGAGCGACUGAAGCUGCAUCUGCCUCAAGACCCUAUGAUGUGGUCUGAGUGGGAGCUGAACCAUUGGCUGGACUGGUGUCAGGCUGAGUUCGGGCUCCCGUGUGUGGGGGCCGAACUGCGCGGGCUUCAGGGGCCCGAGCUGUGUGCCCUGGACCGGGACACGUUCCUCAGCCUCACCAUGGACUGCACCAGCGGCGAGAUCCUGUGGGAGCACCUGGACUCCAUGAGGAAAGAAAACGAGUAUGUGAGCGCUUUGUCGUACCACGCCAACACCGUAUACUACCAAACAUCACCCAACAAAGAAAACUACUGCGACUACGAGCGUCCGAACAAACCAUACCAAGUCCCGUACUGUCCCCUGGAGUUUUCUGAACUGCGGACUCUGGAUCCCGCUGGUCUCCCGUCGCAGGACAAUCAGCCGGUGAAGCGAGAGCUGCUGUCUGCGCCGCUGCAAAAUGUGGCUGAAAUAAUAGAUAUGGAGUCAGAAGGCGCUGCUCAUUGCGACGUGGAGGACAUAGUGGUGGGUCCUUUGUCCUGGUCGGGACAAGUGCACGAUUCAGAGGAGUCCGUCGAGGAGGAAAACGUCUUUGAGCAAAUGUUUAACGUCCUUCGACCGCACCGGAGUUUCAAAGAAUACAUCGGAAACAAGACGGAGAUGGGACGAGCCGUGAUCCCAGCGGCGAUUCUGGCCGGAUACACAGGGAGUGGCCCCAUUCAGCUGUGGCAGUUUCUCCUGGAGCUUCUGACCGACCGCACGUGUCAGUCCUGCAUCAGCUGGACCGGAGACGGCUGGGAGUUCAAGCUGACCGACCCGGACGAGGUGGCGUUGCUGUGGGGACGCAGGAAGAACAAACCCAAGAUGAACUACGAGAAGCUGAGCCGCGGCCUCCGCUACUACUACGACAAGAACAUUAUCCGCAAGACGGCCGGGAAGCGCUACGUCUACCGCUUUGUGUGCAACCUGCAAGGGCUGCUGGGAUACGAGCCUGGAGAGCUGCACGCCAUGUUGGACAUCAGCUCCAAGAGCCACUGA
Knipowitschia caucasica is the source of this 1218-nucleotide messenger RNA. The record is from the annotation of a GenBank genome assembly. NCBI's taxonomy places the organism in Eukaryota, Metazoa, Chordata, Actinopteri, Gobiiformes, Gobiidae.